AACCAAAAUUAAAUUAAAUCAAAUCAAAUAAACUCAAAAAGCCCCAAUUUAUAAACGAGUUUGAAAUCGUCAUAAGUCUGAAAAUGGCCACCAGUACAAUUGCCAUCAUGGAGCCCUGCUUCUCGGAGCGUCUGCAGCAGAGUCCUGCGACAAAGUCCUGCUCCCAGCAACCCACCAUCUCCUCCAGCCCACGGUCUCCUGCCAAGUGCUGGCUCCUCGGUGUCCUGCUGCUACUCACAAUUGCCGCCAGCUGGCCAACGGAAACAUUCGCCGCACCGCAAAGGGCUCGGGGACUCUCACUGGGGUGUACAACUUCGGGGCCCUUAAGCCACAAGCCCAAUUUGAUAACGAACAAGACUGAGGGCAUGCCCUUUUGCAAGGACAUAAAUUACUCAGCGGAAAAGCGGUUGGAGCAACUCGAGUCGGCACGCCAACUGGCCAGUAACACCAAGAAGGCCGUCAUCUGCUUGACCAAUGAAUACUUGUCACAGUACGAACUUAACAUGACCCUUGCCCAAAAAAUGGAAAGUUUAAAUGUACUUAAACUGAGACUGGAGCAUCCGCUGCAAUCGGAGGUGAAAAAGGUUGCCUUCAACAAGCAAACGGAGAAGUUUUCCUACACGGGCACUGUGGGCGAUGUCACCAACGAGCUGCCCGCCAUUAUCGAGACCCUGCUCGUCUUGCAGAACCUCUUCGAUCAGAUUGAGUUUAAGCACCAAGUGUGGCACUGCUACUUCUAUCGCUUCAUGGACUUCUCCAGGGAUAACAUCCAUAAAGCCCUGAAUGUGACCAACACGAAGAAAGCGUGCAAUCCCAGGGAUGCGAAUUACAAUAAGAAUCUCUUGCACCUUCCGUUCGCCUCGGCCGUGGAGACCAUUAAGGUGCUGACCGUCAUGGAAUACAAGUACGAGCAGCUGCUUAACCAGAGUUAAGUACACUAAUCCACCGAUCCGCUGGCCAAAAGCCACCGCAACAAGCCAUACCAAAAAUAAUCGCCCAUAAUGACCCACUGCAAUCUCAAAACACUCGUAUUUCGUAUCCAGUUUAUUAUAACUUAUUCGUAUUUAUAUCGCUUUCUUAUUCUAUUUAUAUACAU
This is a messenger RNA of Drosophila elegans, 1096 nucleotides long. RefSeq lists its product as uncharacterized. Bases 84 to 932 code for a protein of 282 amino acids. The transcript is spliced from 3 exons. The record is from RefSeq and is a predicted model, not a curated record. NCBI's taxonomy places the organism in Eukaryota, Metazoa, Arthropoda, Insecta, Diptera, Drosophilidae.